Messenger RNA from Liolophura sinensis, 3889 nucleotides. RefSeq names its product glycerol-3-phosphate dehydrogenase [NAD(+)], cytoplasmic-like. Gene Ontology annotation, cellular component: cytosol. Gene Ontology annotation, molecular function: NAD binding; protein homodimerization activity; glycerol-3-phosphate dehydrogenase [NAD(P)+] activity. NCBI's taxonomy places the organism in Eukaryota, Metazoa, Mollusca, Polyplacophora, Chitonida, Chitonidae. The record is from RefSeq and is a predicted model, not a curated record. The coding region runs from base 71 to 1132 and encodes 353 amino acids. Gene Ontology annotation, biological process: carbohydrate metabolic process; glycerol-3-phosphate catabolic process. The transcript has 9 exons.
UGGCAGACGACGACGUAAACUGCUAAAACAAAAUUCGGUGUGAGGGAGUAUUUCUUAGAAGCACGCCACGAUGUCCGAUAAGAAGAAAAUUUGCAUUGUCGGAUCUGGGAAUUGGGGAUCAGCAAUAGCAAAAAUUAUUGGAAAUAAUGUGAAGGACCCAGAAUUGUCUAAAAAGUUCCAGGAAGAAGUGUGUAUGUAUGUGUAUGAGGAGAUGGUAAAUGGAAAGAAACUAACAGAAAUCAUCAACAACGACCACGAGAAUGUCAAGUACUUGCCCGGUCACAAGUUACCAGAGAAUGUGAAAGCUGUCCCUGAUGUGAAGGAAUCAGCCAAAGAUGCAGAUAUUUUAAUAUUUGUUGUGCCUCAUCAGUUUGUCAAAGGCAUUUGUAAGCAGCUACAGGGAAGUGUGAAGUCAGGUGCCAUUGCUGUAUCUCUUAUCAAGGGCUUUGAUGUUGGGGAGCAAGGCGGCAUUAUUCUUAUCUCUGACGUAAUUAGACAGGCCCUGCAGAUUCCCUGUGCAGUGCUGAUGGGAGCAAAUAUAGCAAAUGAAGUUGCUGGAGAGAAUUACUGUGAAGCUACAAUAGGUUGCAAAUCUGAUGAAUAUAGUGGCUUACUCAAAGAAGUCUUUCAAACGGAAUAUUUCAGAAUAGUGUGUGUAAAAGAUGAACAAACUGUGGAAGUCUGUGGCGCCUUGAAGAAUGUAGUUGCCGUAGGAGCUGGUAUAGCUGAUGGGUUAGGGUAUGGGGACAACACUAAAGCAGCAGUUAUACGGCUUGGGCUCAUGGAGAUGGUGAAGUUUUGUGAAGAAUUUUAUCCAGGUUCACAAAUGGCCACGUUCCUGGAAAGUUGUGGAGUGGCAGAUUUAGUGACAACAUGCUAUGGUGGACGAAACAGACGUGUAGCAGAGGCUUAUGCAAAAACCGGAAAGAGUAUAGAGGAGUUGGAAAAAGAAAUGCUGAAUGGACAGAAACUUCAAGGACCACCUACAGCUUUUGAGGUCAACUUCAUGUUAAAGAACAAAGGCUUUGAGGAAAAGUUUCCAUUGUUCACAGCUAUUCACAGAAUCUGCAAGGGUGAGCUCAAGUGUGAAGACUUCAUCAACUGCCUGAAAAACCAUCCAGAACAUAUGUAACAAAGUUGGUGCUGAGGAAGGCUGUAAACCUUUCCAAAUACUGUACUUGUACAUCAAAUGAUGAGACUAUUACAUGCUCACUGUGUGGACUCUUAUUAUGUAGGAUAGAAAAGUGGAUGAACACAUGAAUGCAGCCCACCUUAAGUGGUAAUGUAACAAAAAUAUGGUGUUUUGGGGGAAGAAUUUUCUUUUGUUAAAUAAGCAGUUCUUUGUAGUCAAUCCAUACAUAAACCACUUGAUUACUGCAGCAUUGAAUGCAUGUUUGUUUGAGGAAAGUGACGUGCAUACAGUUAAAACCUGUCAAUGUGGGGUGCUUUGGGUAAGUGGAUGCUGAUUCUGCACUGCACUAUUGUUCAGCUUAAAUAUUACAGGAAAGCUCAAGUAAGUUACAUUGGAAUGGAUGUCCCUGGUGAAUAGUUGUCUGUUUUCCUCUUGUUUUCUUAUUUUUCUUCUUUGCAUGUAGUUUGCCAUGAUUCUGAUAAUUGCUCAGGCUGUUUUCUCUAUUUGGAGGGAGGGAGGGAGAAUUGAUUUUUAGUCAUGGAUGUCAGACAAUUGUGAUAACAAAAUUCAAGCUGUUUUUCAAUCAUUUUGUUUAUUGGUCAUUGUAAAUUAUGUUUCUCAAAUCUGUUCAUGCAGAAAAUAGAAAUGAUAUCAGAAAUAUUGGACGUAAAAUACAAAAUAUAACACCGUAUAUCAAACUCUAGAAGAAUCUUGUGUAGGCUGUAUACAUAGAUAUGGCAAGUGUCAGAAACAGCUGGAAAUGAAAAUCUUGUAGACAGCACAAAGGCCACCGUACAGGAACUAGAGCAGAGAACAUGUAGUUCUAUUUUACCAGAACUGUUUAAUACUGGUGUGACUGCAUUCCAAUAAACUUGAACUAACAAGUCCACUGCACUGUGUUUUUUAAUAAGAGGUUGUAAUAUAGACCACAGAUAUAUAGACCACUAUGUACAUUCAUCAAUAACACUCUUUUAGUCAGAAAUUUGGCUUGGCUUUUUGGAAAUUGAAACUUUUACACAGUUUGUUGCAAAUCUCUUUACCAUCUUUUCACUAUUUUGGUUAAACGGACAUAUUGUUGAUAGAAAUUCAGAAUUUUUGAGUUGGUUCAGCUGAAUAAAAAAAUGAGUUGCAUUCGGCUCCUAAAUGUCGGCCUAUAUUUUCCAAGGAAGGCCUCCGUGGCCAAGGCAAUGAUCCAGAAGCCUCCCACCAGUGCAGUUGUUGUGAGUUCAGGUCCAGCUCAUGCUGAUUCCCGUGUGUGGGAUGGUUUUCCAGCAAUCUGUGGAUGGUUGUGGGUUUUCUCCAGGCAGAGUUCCUCCCACCAUAAUGCUGGGUGCCAUCGUAUAAGUGAAAUAUUGUCGAGUAUGGCAUAAAACACCAAUCAAAUAAAAUAAAUAUACUUUCUGAAAGUGGUAUAUUGAGAGAAUUGGAUGGGAAAAUCCGUCACUGUCUGCCGAACGAGAUAAUAUGCAAAUGAACCAGUGCAGAGAUUCACAUAAUGCAAGGUGCUCUCACGGAUCGUUCAAGUAUACAAUAUGACAGACUGAAAAUAAAUUGAAAGUCUACUAUAUAAAGUAUUUGUAAUUCCCAACGGUCUCUAUGGCAGAACUGAAUUUACAUCAUGGGCUCCAUAAUUUAAACGCAACAGGUCUGAUAUUUGAUUUUAUUUAAUUUAUUUAUUUGAUUUGUGUUUUACGCUGUACUCAAGAAUAUUUCACUUGAACGACAGCGGCCAGCAUAAUGGUGGGAGGAAACCGGGCACAGUCUGAGAGUAACCCACGUCCAUCCGCAGGUUGCUGGAAGACUUUCCCACGUACAGCCGGGGAGGAAGGCAGCAUGAUCUCAGAUUUGAAGUUCACUGAACAUCUUGCUGUCUACACUACAAGGGGAGGUAAACUGGUAAAAAAGUCAACCUUUGGCCAUGUUUUGAUCUGUAUGAACUGAAGAUAUCACCGUGAACUGUUAAGAUUUAUAAUUUUGGAUUAUGAUGCAAGACUGGUUUUCUUCACGCCACAUGGCUGACAAGCAAAUGGUUGAUCCCAGUUCCUCCGUCUUUGUUUUCUGUUCAUUCAUGAAACUGGCUUGUCUAUCCAUGAAAUGCACAGGUUCUUCCCCGUCUAUUGACGAAUUUGACUUGUACUUAUCUGUCUAUCCAUGAACAUGACUUCGUCAUACUUAGUCAUAAAAGUGGUUGUCAUAAAACAUAAAAAUGAAAUGAAAGUGAAAAUAAUCUGAAGUGCCACUGAAAUUUGUCUCCGUGGAUUGGAUGAAUACAAUUAAUAAUUAUAUCAAAGAGUCAUUAGAUUUGCUUCGUCUUUUUCCAUCCCCUUCUGGAUAUUGAUGAACUCAAAUUAAUGUUGACUGAAGUCUCAUGGUCAAUGCAACGGAGAAAAAUUGUGUGAUACAGGUACAGGUACAGAACGUGCAUAGAAUGUACACCUGAAAAUGGUUCAUAAAAACAUGUACCUCUGCCCCCAUUUUGCAGUGUUAAGACUAUGCCCCAGGAUCACAAUGGUGUCUUGGCGUAAGUUAUACUUAGUCUUAACUUAGUCAUUAUUCUUGAACAUAGAUGUGAAUGUAAAAAAUUUUAAUUCUGUCCACAGGCAAUAAAUAAUUAGGGUAGCCAGUCAUUUAAUACAGAUCUCUCUCUCUCUUUGUCAACUUCCUGCUUAAUUUUUUGUAUGCGCUCUUGUAUGCUGUGGUAGUCAAAGUUUCCAUCUCUUGGAUGGGAAUUGAAGUUCCAUACAUGAUCAGCUAAGC